Molecule: messenger RNA, 1206 nt
Organism: Neoarthrinium moseri
Lineage: Eukaryota; Fungi; Ascomycota; Sordariomycetes; Amphisphaeriales; Apiosporaceae
Exons: 4
Coding region: 1-1206 (401 amino acids)
Molecular function (GO): NAD binding
Source: RefSeq, a predicted model, not a curated record
AUGGCUCGAAUGAGCAAACCUUCCUGCUUAAUCACCACCCCCUCUUCCCUGGGACUGCACUUUCCUAACCCUACAGAGAAGACGGGCGCUAUCCCCGCCGCUGCCAGAUCCACUAUGUCGGCACCACCGGAACUUCCAUCCAUGAGCAAUGAUGUGCUGUUGAUAUUCUUCUUUACAGAGCCCAACGAUGAGUGGAUUUCGCGGGUCAAGGCGAAGCACCCGGGUCUAGAUAUCCGAUGGGUCAACGUUUUGAACCCGGAUCAUACUUUCAAGAAGCCCGAGUCGCUAGGCGACGAGGUCUGGAAAGGCGUCACGUUGCUGUGUCCCUUUAUCCAACCGCCUCCCGCCGAGUUGCUCUCUACUGUACGAUUCGUGCAACUCCCAUCUGCGGGUGUCGAUCGAUGGCCGGGACAUCCAACGUACGAGAAUGAGAAAGUCGUGUUCUGUAGUGGAAAUGGGGCACAUGCACCACAAAUUGCAGAAUGGGUGAUCGCAUCAUGGCUUUCGCACCAGCAUCACUUUACGCGCUACACAGAGCAGAUGAAGACUGGUCAAUGGGAGCCGCCCACUCGGUCCACUGUGCAAGACUCCACCGCUGCUCGGAUGGGUGUGCUUGGCUACGGUGCCAUUGGAAGGCAAUGUGCCCGCGUUGCCCAUGCCAUGGGUAUGGAGGUCUACGCCUAUACACGGAGUGAAAAGGCAACGCCCGAGAAACGACAGGACGACUCAUACUGUGUUCCCGGAACUGGCGAUCCUGAUGGUUUGGUUCCGUCUAAGUGGUUCCACGGUGCUAGCAAGGACGCCAUCAACAACUUCCUGGCGCAAGAUCUUGACAUCGUGGUCUUGAGUCUUCCGCUGACCAAAGAGACGAAAGGCCUUCUCUCACAUGAACAAUUCGAGAUCCUAAGCAAGAAGAAAACUUUCGUUUGCAACAUCGCUCGUGGAGGGCAUUUAGACCAGACGGCCUUGAUUCAGGCCUUGGAGUCCGGCAAGAUCCGAGGUGCGGCUCUAGAUGUGACAGAUCCGGAGCCACUUCCUUCUGACCAUGCGCUUUGGAAAGCUCCAAACUUGCUGAUAACUCCACACGUGAGCUGGCAGACGCAGUCUUUGAUGCCACGGAUCCUGGAUAUCCUCGAACUGAAUUUGGAUAGGUUGGGUGCAGGGCAGCCACUUAUUAAUGUGGUGAACCGGCAGUUACACUAUUAG